CUCCCGUCACGCUACAUCGCCUCAUGUUGAAGCUGAGCAGAGCCUCGGCUGACAGCGUUCGGGUGCAGUUCAGGCAUACGUGUAUACCUCCGUCUUUCCCUUGAUAUGAGUUCAGUUACAGAAACCUUCAACGUUAACGAGGAUGCGCUGGCGAUAGUCCAGUUGUACGGGAUGAAUCUCGACGUCCUGCUGUUUAGUGUUGUCCUCUCGACGUUCCUUUUUGGUGUGUUGACCGUUCUGUCUGGAACAUCGACAUACUUCCUCUUUCGCAAACGAUCACAACAGCGUACGGUUGUGUCGUUGCUAGCCAGCAUCCUUGUCCUCUAUGUGUCCACGGCUGCAUAUUGGGCCACUAUCCUCGCCGAUGCUAUCAGUAGGAACCAGCUCGUAGGGGACGCAUCGGCAGGGAUUCUCAUCUCUUCGUAUUCCCCCGACAUGGCGCAUCAUAAAGCGGUUGUCAUGAGACAUACCGUAAUCGCUACCAUUGGCCUCACUGUGAACAUGCUUCUUGGAGACUGUAUUGUCUGGUGGCGCGCAUAUGUCCUAUGGCGCACGAAGUUCGUCCUAGCCCUGGGUGUUGGCCUCAUCACGAUCACCCUCGCUAUCGGCAUAAUGGGCGCAGUACACGCCUCGAAUCAUCUGCAACCGAGUAUCAUCAUGACCUUACUCUAUACGGGCGCAAUCGGCACAACCUUCCCGCUUCUCUCGCUCCUGACGAAUGUUUUGGCUACAGCCCUAAUUGCCAUCAAAGCUUGGAGACACAAGCAACUCCUACAAGCUUUCUUAGGGAAGGAUGGCGGUAGUGCCGAGGUCAUGAAGGUCUUGGUUCUCUUAAUCGAGUCCGGCGCAAUAUACAGCGCAAUAUGGAUCCUUGUCGCCCUAUAUCAGGUGCUCCAAAUCAAGUCCCUAAACAAUCCAUUCGUAAUCGGCUUCUCAUUCUUCAUAUACGGCUGUCUCGCUCCCAUCAUCGCCAUUUACCCCACGUUCAUCAUCUUUCUCGUGGCGCUCAACCGAUCUCAACUCGAAGCGAGCCUUUCGCCGAAUGAAUCAGAUAGCCCCAUGUCGACUCGGAUCGGCCCCUUCGCGACAUCGACGGCCUUUGAUGUGCGCGGUUCGUAUCAAGUCGAGCUUCCCGCCUUUCCGGAUCAUGCCAUGGUCGACGAACCCAAGGACGAUGAUUGGCUGCAGUCUCUUCGCAUAGAGAGGGGACAUUCGGGGAUAGCGUAG
Messenger RNA from Dichomitus squalens LYAD-421 SS1, 1227 nucleotides. RefSeq lists its product as uncharacterized. Bases 106 to 1227 code for a protein of 373 amino acids. NCBI's taxonomy places the organism in Eukaryota, Fungi, Basidiomycota, Agaricomycetes, Polyporales, Polyporaceae. The transcript is spliced from 9 exons. The record is from RefSeq and is a predicted model, not a curated record.